GCCCCUUCCUGUCUGUAGUGUGAUUUGGUGGAACAGAAAUCGCGCGCUUUCAGUACACGUUUCAAAACGCAUGCUUCCUCUUGUGCUUAUUGGAGUAAGUAUUCAGCACUCAUGGCCACGGGAGUAGCGGUGAGUGUGCCUGCCUCGGAGCCGGAGUUUGAGCGGAGUGAAGAGGAAGCGCGGGGACAUGAUGCCGAGGAGGAACACACACAGCAGCACCCCGGGCCUGCCCCGGGCCCUCAGCACCGUCUCGCCAAAUUACCCCUGUCCCGGAUUAAAGCCCUGAUGAAGGCUGACCCGGACGUGAGUCUGGCGAGUCAGGAGUCUGUGUUCAUCAUAGCUAAAGCCACGGAGCUGUUUGUGGAAAUGAUCGCCAAGGAUGCGCUUUUUUAUGCACAGCAAGGAAAAAGGAAAACAUUACAGAGGAAAGAUCUAGACAAUGCUAUUGAGGCAGCAGAUGAGUUUGCAUUUCUAGAGGGUACCUUGGACUAACUUGCACCCACCUUCCUUUAAUAAGGAAAAGAUGGGUAUUUUGUUUAUUUUUGUACAGUAUUGGGCUGGGAAACUGUAUUUUCAAGACAGAUGUUUUUUUUUUUUUUUAUAAGUAUGAACAUGUACAGUUUAGAAUAUAUUUACAUACCUGUGUCUGAAAUAUGUCUGUAAAGUGACAGUUUUAUUUGUGAAUAGUACUUUGCUCUUGCCAAAUAUUUUAAUGCUGAAAUAAAAUGUGUUUAUUAUAAA
Messenger RNA from Clarias gariepinus (North African catfish), 741 nucleotides. RefSeq names its product polymerase (DNA-directed), epsilon 4, accessory subunit (gene pole4). The transcript has 4 exons. The record is from RefSeq and is a predicted model, not a curated record. Gene Ontology annotation, cellular component: nucleus; epsilon DNA polymerase complex. The coding region runs from base 112 to 492 and encodes 126 amino acids. Lineage: Eukaryota; Metazoa; Chordata; Actinopteri; Siluriformes; Clariidae. Gene Ontology annotation, molecular function: protein heterodimerization activity.